Meyerozyma guilliermondii ATCC 6260 is the source of this 2313-nucleotide messenger RNA. It is a transcript of the gene KIP3, whose product is annotated as tubulin-dependent ATPase. Bases 1 to 2313 code for a protein of 770 amino acids. Lineage: Eukaryota; Fungi; Ascomycota; Pichiomycetes; Serinales; Debaryomycetaceae. Gene Ontology annotation, molecular function: microtubule motor activity; microtubule binding; ATP binding. Gene Ontology annotation, biological process: microtubule-based movement; mitotic spindle organization. The record is from RefSeq and is a predicted model, not a curated record. The transcript has a single exon.
AUGAAGAACGGCAUCCAUGAGCUGUCGAUUUCGGUGGCGGUCCGUGUGCGGCCGUUUACCGAGGCCGAGCUCCGGCGGCUAUCUGAGUAUAUUCCGGGGCCACGACCGGUGGACAAUGCGCAGUUGGCGUCGUCUGCGCCGCCGGUGGUGACGCCAGCAGCAAUCCGACGAGUACUCCGGGUUGUUGAUGAAAAGAUGUUGGUGUUUGAUCCGGCCGACGAGGGCGGCGGACGACAUUGCAGCCUGGCCAAUCCGAGGGCACGCGAACAUCGGUUUGUUUUUGACCGGUUAUUGGACGAGACCGCGGGGCAGGUGCAUACAUAUGAGGCCACCGCCCGGCCACUUAUAGACAGUGUACUUGACGGGUAUAAUUCGACGGUGUUUGCAUACGGAGCCACCGGAUGUGGCAAAACGCAUACCAUUGUAGGACCGGAACUGGAUCCGGGGGUGGUUUUUUUGGCAACACGCGAGCUUUACGACCGGCUCGAGGCCCGCACCGAUAAACCGUCGGUCACGAUGUCGUACCUCGAGAUCUACAACGAAACGGUUCGAGAUCUACUUAAUCCGACCACCACAUCCAACCGGUUGGUUAUUCGAGAAAAUGCCGGGGGCAAAAUGACGGUUGCAAAUCUUGCAUCUCAUGCCCCCGGAAAUGUUGAUGAGGUGAUGCAACUCAUAGCCAUUGGCAACCAAAACCGAACCUGCGCUGCCACCGACGCCAAUGCGGUAUCGUCGCGAUCACACGCGGUGCUCCAGCUCACCGUUACCACCGGAACUCCCGAAGACACCACCGACGCCAACCUGUUCCACGUCACCUCGGCCACAUUCACGUUUGUCGACUUGGCCGGAAGUGAACGCGCCGCCGCGUCGUCCAACCGAGGCACCCGACUCCACGAGGGCGCCAACAUCAACCGGUCGCUCCUUGCAUUGGGAAACUGCAUCAACGCCCUCUGCGAUCCGCGCCGCCAUAAACAUGUUCCUUACCGCGACUCAAAACUAACACGUCUUCUUAAAUUUUCUCUUGGAGGAAAUUGUCGAACCGUGAUGAUUGCUUGUGUAUCGCCGCUGUCGCACCAUUAUGAUGAAACAUUAAACACUCUCAAAUAUGCUGACCGGGCAAAACACAUUUCUACAAAAGUAGUGAGAAAUCGCCACACUGUUGACCGCCAUGUUGGCACGCUUCGGGCCACCGUGAUGGCUCAGCAGCGGGAAAUCAACCGGCUACGACUCCAGCUUGGCCAGCUUGAAACUUCUGGCAAAAAUCCGCUGGCAAAAAGGAGCUCUCUGGCGAUUUUGGCCCUGGUUGACCAUGAACACACGUCGCAAACAUUAAAGAAUCUAUGGUCCCAAAUCAACUCGCUGGUGGAGUCUCGUCGUCGGAAAUGUACGUUGUUGGCCCAAAGACUGAUCUUGUUUCGCCACCGAUUGCAGGCAUCUUUUUUGGCGGAAAAAAUUCAGCAUUUGCCCGACAAAUCCGUACUCAUUUCGCUCGUGGCAACCAUAGACAAAACUAUCGCCAUGUUGGAGUCACAGUAUAACACACCCGACGAAACAGACGAGUUGUUCGCAGUGGCGUCGCAGGUCGAUCCCACAGCAGACUCAAGUCCUCACUGGCACGAAUUCCAUCGGUCGGUGGUGCAACUCGCACACCAAAAUUACAGUGGAAUUGUCGUCCAAAAAGCUUCUGUUUUCCUUGAAAGCUUGCUCUGUGCUGCGCCUCACCUCGUGUGUAGCCACGCCGACACCGACUUUGCCACUGAGUUCAUCAACACCGUUUCUGACUUUGUUGGAGGAAAGCACGAUCAUGUUAUUAAAAACCACGCACAGUGGUUUUUCAGCCAGCUGCAACACCAGACGGUCCAGCCGCCUGUACCUCCUCAAAAACCUUUGUCGCGUCGCCGCAAAUCUAUCAGAAUGCUGCUGGCAGAAAAACGGGUCCGAUGGGAGUUUCCCGACCAGUCGGACAGACAGAUGGACAAAUCCAUAGACAAGUCGAUGGAUCCCAGCGACUUUAGUCCCGACGGGUCCGAGGUGGGGUCGCCAAAAGCGCCGUUUGAUGAGCUCGACUUGUCGUUCGACCCUUCUCUCAGUCUGCCUCCGCUAUCGGCGGUGCUUCCAGAACAGUUGAACAAGACUCUCGCCGUGAACAAGGUGAGGAAACCCGGCCGAAUACCACUCACGGCUCGAAAACUACCUACUAGCGACACAAUUCAGGAAAAUUCAGACUCAAUUGAAGAAGCGGUUAGUCUGACUCCGGUCCAUAGUCCUGGCUCUCCGCGAUUGGGACCACCAACAAGAGCGAUUGAUCGUUGA